Messenger RNA from Aspergillus glaucus CBS 516.65, 2390 nucleotides. RefSeq names its product SAE2 C-terminal domain-containing protein. Gene Ontology annotation, molecular function: damaged DNA binding; single-stranded DNA binding; Y-form DNA binding. The coding region runs from base 39 to 2159 and encodes 706 amino acids. Lineage: Eukaryota; Fungi; Ascomycota; Eurotiomycetes; Eurotiales; Aspergillaceae. The transcript has 2 exons. Gene Ontology annotation, biological process: double-strand break repair via homologous recombination; DNA double-strand break processing involved in repair via single-strand annealing. Gene Ontology annotation, cellular component: site of double-strand break. The record is from RefSeq and is a predicted model, not a curated record.
GUGCUACAUCCGGUACUGUGCCGUGUACAACCCUAUUAAUGGACGUCCUCAAGCAGCUUCAUACUUCCGUCGCUCAAUUGUUCGAAAAUUCCUUCGACCAUGCCUACAAAAACUUGAAUGCCGAGCUCGCUCGUCGAGAUGCACAGGCCGAUGAGGCAGCCAAAGCCGCUGAAGAAGCCCACGGAAAUGCUACCACCAGAAUCCAGGAGCUAGAAUGCGAGGUUGCGGAUCUGAAAAAAGAAAUGCAUUCAUGUGAAGUCGACGCGAAAUCCAAGAGAUUCUCUGCUUCCAUGCAGGAGGCAUACGGACCUGAGCGUGUUCUCGAGCAUUUUGCUUUGAAUGGUCUUCAUCCUGAUAUGAAGGAACGGAUCGCAGAUAUUAGCACUAAAUAUCGGUCUUUAUAUGAAAAUCUCCAAGAGCUUGUAUGUGUUUGUGGGACACUCAGGGCGAAGGUCGAUAGUCAUAAGCGAAAAUUGGUGCAAUGGCAAGACCGCGUCACUCGGGAGGAGUUUACGAUUGAACUAUCAGGGAUCCCGGUCAAAUUUCGGCGUGUGUAUGGGAAUCCAGCCACUAAGGACAUAUUGCACUUUGAGCCAUCGAGGUCGCGACAAUCUGCAUCAGAACCAUUGGAACCGGUUGCUCAUAAGGGCAAAACUGGGACUUCGACUCCAACCUUAAACCGUCAUGAGCAAAGCGUCCAAACCAGAAAUGGGACAAGGGGUGCCCUGAAGUCGUCUUUUACCUCCGAACUACCAGACUCAGCUUCAUCAAGACCUGACCUUUCGUCGGCGAGCCAAGAAACUGUGUCAAAUGACCUCUCUUCCGAUGGGUCCAAUGGAACAGUGACGCGAGAGCUCAAACGAAAGCGAGUGCUAUUGCCGGAAACUGCUCAUCAAAAAACAUUCAUCCAAAAUGGCUCUACAGUCAGAUCGCAGCGACCUAUUAUCAUCAAGAGCGAAAGCAUGUCCUCUAGCUCCCCUCGAAACUCUUCAGAAUACUGCGCACAUGCGGGUACCCAGGAUCUGGAUGAAGUUGGCAGCAGUGUCGAGACCCCGACGAAAAAGAAGCGUCACAAUUGUAAUUCUAGUAAAAGGGAUUUUUUGGCUACUGAUGUUCCUAAGACGACCAGGGAACUUGAGCAGGAUUACGAGAACCCUCAUCAACCAGAAUCUGAGCAGAGGAAGUUGAAGCACGGAGUUCUCCAGCCUGUUGACGGUAACUCGCGGGCUACUAGCUCUUCCGAGCAGCAAUCAAGUAUCAUAGAACCAAAGAGAAACACGGAAAAAACAAUCAGGCAUGGCAUACCUUCAUUAACAGAAGACGGAGAAAGUUACGUGAAUGCGAAACGAAUUGGAAAGCACGCAUCUUCAGUUGAGACGGAUCAGUCGUUGAAUACUGAAAUCAUGCCUGCUCGGCAACGACUUCAAAGUCUUCUGGAAGGGCCGGCACCGUCUAGGUCACAUUUGAAUGUUCCGCGGAGUCACGUGAACCCUGUUGAUAGUAAGCGACCUGUGAACCAAAAUCUAGGAGGCGAUAUACAGCAUGCUUCUGCAGAAGGCCCAGGGCCCUCGGAGGCAAAGGCCGAAGGCAGUAUGCGAACCGAUGUGCACCAUGAAGAUGAAUCUUAUCGAACCUUGCCGCUUCACCGGCUUGAACUUAACCAUUUCAAGAUAAAUUCCGAUUAUAACCAUGGUGUUGACUACGCUUUCAGCGAUCUUGUUCGCAAGGGAGACGAACGCAAGUGUUUGAGUGGUUGUACACGUACCGGCUGCUGCGGCGAUAAAUUUCUCGCCAUGGCUCGAGCUGGUGGUCUCCAAACGAAUCUUGGUGGAGCAAUUUCGAAAGAAGCAGAGGAACAAAAUCUCCUGGAAGAAUACCUAGGUGAUGAAAAAGAUCUAAUUCACUCGAUGGACCCCCAGGACCGCCAAGAGCUUCUCCAUGAAGCGCGAGCAAAACAUAUCUCCGAUACCUUUGGAAAACAUAAACACGUUCACCAGCGUCCCCGCACACCGCCGGGUUUCUGGCGUACAGAUAUGCCAGACACUCAAGAGUUAGAGCAUGACCGCGAAGAAGCAGAAAAGCUCGAAAGAGAGAAAGUCUAUGAACGGUAUAGAGAGGCCAUGCGGCCGGGUGGGUUGUGGAAAUUUGCGGACGAAUAGGCUGGUCUUCUCAGCGUCUUGCACUUAACGAUAUAUAUCCCAAUUUAUGCUGUACAUAUCUGGACCAUGAAAACAAGGGCCUUUCCCAUUGAGGGUUGUCUACUAUCACAUGACCGUUCAUGUAUACCCCAGUCAUACCAUGACAUGUCAAAUAACCGAUUGAAAGACAUACGUCAAGCCCGCAUUCUAUGUAAUCAGCAAACCCCCCAGAACAAACGCAAUGAUAUUUUC